GCCAGCCAGCCUCGCAUCCCCCCCUCCCCCACUCGCCGGCGACCGCUGCCGUCGCCGUCGUCCACCUCAUUCCCCACCUCGUGCCUCGUCUCCCUUCCAAGCCAAGCCAAAAACCCCUCCACGAGCCGCGCCGUACGCCAUCGCCAACCACCACUCCACUACUACUUCCCCCCACACUCACUCACUCCACUCCCACCACAGCAACCGCUUGCUUUGCUUCGCCCAUCUGAGCUAUAAUUAGCUCGAGGAGAGAGCCCUAACCCGCCGCGCCAUGGCGAGCAGCAGCGGCGAGGGGAAGGGUGCCGGCGGCGCGGGGUACCAGUACGCGCCGUACGGCGGGUCGUACUACGACGAGGAGCGGCGGUGGUGGCCGUGGCUCGUGCCGACCGUGCUCGUGGCCUGCAUCGUGGUGUUCCUCGUCGAGAUGUUCGUCAACGACUGCCCCCGCCACGGGAGCCCGCUCCGCGGCGAGUCCUGCGUCGCCGGCUUCCUCCACCAGUUCGCCUUCCAGCCGCUCCGGGAGAACCCGCUCCUCGGGCCCUCCUCCGCCACUUUGGAGAAGAUGGGAGCACUAGACUGGGCGAAGGUUGUUCAUCAGCACCAAGCAUGGCGUCUCAUUAGCUGUAUCUGGCUACAUGCUGGCCUAAUCCACCUGAUUGUCAACAUGCUAAGCUUGCUAUUCAUCGGACUCCGUCUUGAGCAGCAAUUUGGGUUUGUGCGUAUUGGAAUCAUCUACUUGCUAUCUGGCUUUGGCGGUAGCGUGCUGUCUGUGCUGUUUUUACGUAAUAACUACAUCUCCGUUGGUGCCUCUGGAGCUUUGUUUGGCUUACUUGGGUCUAUGCUCUCCGAGCUUAUUAUGAACUGGACUAUUUAUUCCAACAAGGCAGCGGCAAUCAUAACUCUCCUGUUUAUAAUUGCAAUCAAUUUGGCGAUCGGGAUACUACCUCACGCUGAUAACUUUGCACACAUUGGUGGAUUUGUGACUGGAUUCCUUCUUGGGUUUGUCCUGCUGGCAAGACCUCAAUUUGGUUGGAUGGAACGUCAUGAGUUGCCUCAGACUAAUCAACCACGAAAGUACAGAGCAUACCAGUAUGUUUUGUGGGCUGUUGCACUCUUCUUGCUGCUAGUUGGGUUUGUGAUUGCCCUGGUGAUGCUUUUCAAGGGGAAGAAUGGAAACGAUGGUUGUCACUGGUGCCACUACCUGAACUGCAUACCAACAUCCAGAUGGAAGUGCAGUACUUAGAUGCUUCAGAAUUCCGUUAGCUCUUCUCCAAAUUACAAAUAUUCUUCGGGAACCAUUUUCAAGCUUGUGUGCUUGUAGAUAUCUACAAGAAAUUUGCCACAGAGUCGAAUUCUGCCCUUUCCAAAGUGUAGUACAAUUUUCUGCUUUGUAAUUUGAGAUUGUAACAGCUGUUUAUUUCAGCCCAACUCCAUACUGCAUUGCUCAAAAAAUUUGUGAUGUUCAAUUGGAUUCUCUUAUAUCAUCUAAAGUUCGAAACAAUGUUAAUGGUUAUGGAGUCUAAA
Molecule: messenger RNA, 1524 nt
Organism: Oryza sativa Japonica Group (Japanese rice)
Lineage: Eukaryota; Viridiplantae; Streptophyta; Magnoliopsida; Poales; Poaceae
Source: RefSeq, a predicted model, not a curated record